AUGGAACCCGGGACUGGACGCAACAAGGUUGCGAAAAGAUCUUCAAACGCGUGUGUAAGAUGUCGGAGGCAAAAGAUCAAGUGUUCGGGGUCGCAGCCAUGCGAUGCAUGCGGCAAGCGCAAACAGUCCUGCACAUUCGAUGAGCGCGACCAGAGGAUAGUGGUCACCAGAGGUUAUAUCAUCGACUUACAGCAGCGGAUCGAACGAUGGGAACGCAGCAAGAGCACCAAUGAGCCGGCGCGGGACUCGAUCGAAGGCGGCCAGGCUGCCGACAAAGUCGAGAGUGGGUCUGAGAGCGAUGUAAGCAUGGCAGGGGCGGAAGGUCCAGACUCAACCCAACCUUCGAGAGGCACUGAGAAGCAGGACGCCCGCCCCAAGCCGCCCAUGGACCCGGUGGCCUCGACGCUCAUCAACCCAUUGUCUACUGGGCAGUCGGAGUUUAUGACAGCGCCGACUGGGAGGAUAUUCUACUUGGGAACAUCAUCCAACUGGUCCUUCACACGUCGCGUCCUCAACAUCACGCACCAAUACGUCAACAAAACACCUCUACCCACGAGCGCUCUCAUUUUCGAUGCUGCGGCCUACACCCUCGAUUGGGAUGGCUACCGCAUUGGGGACGGCCCCGAGAUGCCGGCCCUCCCAACGCAGGACUAUGCCAUCUACCUGGUUAACGCAGUGAAGUUUCACUGCAGCCAGAUGUUCCACCUCUUCGACGAAGAGUCCUUUAUGAAAUCCCUCUACCAUUUUUACUCAGAUCCAAAUCCAAGGGCUGAUCCUACGGACCUAUGGUUCAUCCAUUUUCUUUUGAUACUCGCCUUUGGAAAAGCAUUCACGACGAAGGCCAACAGGAGUCGAAAGCCCCCAGGCCACGAUUACUUCAUCAAAGCUGUGCAGCUUCUUCCAGACCUCAGCGUUUUGCUGAAGCAAGCUGCUCUUUCGACAGAGAUUCUCUGCUCCCUUGCGUUGUACAUGCAAUGCGUCGACUUUCGGCAUGCCUCCCACAACUUCAUCGGCCAAGCCAUUCGCAUGGCCUUGGGUGAGGGCAUGCACACAGACAUGCCGACGCAAGUGCUGGGAGAGGCAUACGUCGAGAGGUGUCGAAGGAUCUGGUACACAGCACACAUUCUAGAUCGAGAGAUGACGUCCCUCUUCGGUCUUCCUCCUUCAAUCCACGAUGAUUACGUGCAGUGCCAACUGCCAACAUAUUCUGGUUCAUCGCAACGGACUGCGGCUUUGCGGAUGAGGAUAAAACUGUCCGAGGUUAUCGGCAGUAUUAACAGAAAGGUGUACGGUCGAGACGGCCGACUCAACAACAAGUUCAUGCUGGGGACUAAAAACGUCCUGGAAAGCAUGGCCCAUGUCGCCAACGACCUUCAACAGUCCUUUGCGCUCCCGCUCGAGAGGGAUACAAGUUGCAUUUCCAGGACAUCGGCGCAUUUGCACCUACUACAUCAUCAGUGCAUCGUUCUUGCCACAAGACCAUUGCUAUUUUGCUUCUUGAAGAUACGCUUCGAAUCCGAGAGUAAAUGCACCGAGCUACUGGGAUCAUCUCAGACGGUGCGAAAUUUGAUACAAAUGUGCAUGGACUCUUCCCAACAAAUGAUUGCUAUCCUCGACUGUCUACAGUCGCAGGGCCUUCUGGAAACCUUCCUACCAUUUGACUUGGAGGCGAUCUUCGUCUCUACGGGAAGUCUAUUGCUGGGACCCGCAAUCGACCCGCAGGCCUUCGAAGGCGUGGUUCCCUCGCUUGAAAAGGCGUACACUGUUUUUGAUGAAAUGAUCGCCGCUGGGAAUGCGGUGGCAAAUUUCCAGAAAGCAGAGCUGCAACAACUCGAAAUCAUGUUGCAACAGUUGACACAAACAAAUCCACAGCCAGCAGCAGACGACUCCGGCGCGGCGAAUGAGGCGCCAUGUCAGCAGCAACAGCAGCAAAUAGCUGACGACACGAGCCCCCACGAUACUGUGAUUUCUUCGUUGGCCACAGAUCUGUCACAGAAUGAGAGCUAUACCUCGUCGCUGCCGGGGAAUCUGGAGGAAAUGACUUUUGAUAGCGGCCUGACCAUGACUCAAUUGCUGGAUAUGGCGAAUUCGAUAGAGCACGAGGAUACGGAAUGGAUGUCACAAACGAUUGUCGAGCAUAGCAUUUGGUAG
Messenger RNA from Colletotrichum gloeosporioides, 2151 nucleotides. RefSeq lists its product as uncharacterized. Gene Ontology annotation, biological process: DNA-templated transcription; regulation of DNA-templated transcription. Lineage: Eukaryota; Fungi; Ascomycota; Sordariomycetes; Glomerellales; Glomerellaceae. The record is from RefSeq and is a predicted model, not a curated record. The coding region runs from base 1 to 2151 and encodes 716 amino acids. The transcript has 8 exons. Gene Ontology annotation, molecular function: DNA-binding transcription factor activity, RNA polymerase II-specific; zinc ion binding; DNA binding.